ACUUUUACGACAUGACAUUUUGAGGUUAUAGUUAACUUAAAAAUUUGCAGGAUAAUUUUCCGAAAAUAUGGCUUUAAAUCCCAGAGAAUCAGGAAAAUUGAUCGCCACUUUGGCCACACACGUUAAAAUCAACCGGGAAGGUAUAAAAAAACUGGGCGACAUCCUCGUAGAAGAAAUCUCAACCGGAAAACUAUCACCGGACAAUUUCAGCCAAGUCGACGUCCACCCGAAUCCGGAAGAUCCAUGGGCUAUAGAUUGGUUGUUCGUGGUGGACACGUUGAAUUUCUGCUUCUGGCACCACGAAAACGAAGAAGGAUGGAAAGUUGACGGUCACACAGGGUAUUUUGCCCUGUGUGCAGCGAUUAAUAGAGCUUUGAGCGAGGAAGUCAAAAUUUUGGAUCCAGACUUUUAUUCCACCAUAACCGAGGACCGUUUGUUGAAGAUUUUACGGAGCGAUACCAAAGUUAAAGUGCCUCUGUUGAGCGAAAGAGUGCAAUGCUUGCAUGAGGUCGGGCUUACUUUAAUGGAGAAGUUCGAUGGAUCGUUUAAAAAUGUUGUGAUAAAGGCGGAAAAUAGCGCCGAAAAUCUACUGAAUUUAAUUGUGGAAAACUUUAGUUGCUUCAAAGACGAGGCAGAAUAUAAAGGAAAUAUGGUUUCUAUAUACAAGAGGGCGCAAAUUUUAGUGGGGGAUAUCUGGGCUUGUUUUCGCGGUAAAGAUUUGGGCCAUUUCAAUGACAUUGAGAAAAUUACAAUGUUCGCUGAUUAUAGAGUUCCCCAGACGUUACUUUGGUAUGAUAUACUUGAAUAUGAUGAGGAUUUGUUAAAGAUGUUGAAGGAGAAUACUAUUUUUAAAAAUGGGAAAGAAAUGGAGGUAGAAAUAAGGGGUUGUUCAAUUCAUGCAGUUGAAUUAUUGCAAGAAUAUGCUUCAAGUAAACUGGAGGACAAAAAAAUCAACAGCAUUUUAAUUGAUCAUUUUCUCUGGGAUUUUAGAAGAAAACAUGCCAAAGAGGUGAUGGAAAAGGGCCUUCCUUUUCAUAAAGUUUUCAGCAUUUACUAUUAGAUUUUAUAUGAAUAAAAACUGAUUUUAU
This is a messenger RNA of Brassicogethes aeneus, 1088 nucleotides long. Lineage: Eukaryota; Metazoa; Arthropoda; Insecta; Coleoptera; Nitidulidae. The record is from the annotation of a GenBank genome assembly.